Molecule: messenger RNA, 1276 nt
Organism: Lecanosticta acicola
Lineage: Eukaryota; Fungi; Ascomycota; Dothideomycetes; Mycosphaerellales; Mycosphaerellaceae
Source: the annotation of a GenBank genome assembly
AUGAAGCUGCUCGCCAUCACCACGCUCGCACCCUGCGCUUUCACCGCCAUGGCCACCAGGCUGCUGGUCGCCGACUACGGCGGCAAUGUCACGACUCUGACUCUCAGCGAAACGAAUGGCACGUACUCGCUCCAGAAGACCGCCGCUUCGCAGGCCUGUGCGCCGAAUCCGUCUUGGUUGACGAUUGACGCGGGCAGGGGAGAGGUGUAUUGUUUGAACGAGGGCUUGUACACGGUGAAUGGCAGUUUGAGUAGUCUGCUCAUCAAUGAAGAUGGGAGGUGAGUUAUCCCAACAGCGAGAGCAUCGAUGGAUGGAUGGAUGGAUGGAUGGAUGGAUGGAUGGAUGGAUGGAUGAGCUGACGUGUCCCAGUCUGAAAGCCGUCCAGAACACCACCACGCCCAGCGGCCCCGUUUCCGGCAUCAUCUACGGCACUCCCUCUUCCCAGCAAGGCAUCGUCCUCGCACACUACAGCGGUUCCGCGGUCUCGUCCUGGUUGCUGGAUGGAAAGGGCAAUUUCUCCAAGAAUCAAGAGCUAUUCUAUACCCUGGAACAACCAGGCCCAGAUCCCGAGAGACAGGACGCUCCACACAACCACGAAGCCAUCACAGACCCAACCGGAAAAUACAUCCUCGUCCCAGAUCUCGGAGCAGAUCUCGUGCGCGUGUACAAAUACGACCAAGAUACCCUCGAAUUGAAAGCUCUGGAGUCAUUGAAAGCGGAAGCAGGUUCGGGUCCACGACAUGCCGCUUUCUAUACCCCCUCCAGCGUCUCCGGUGCCACGACGUACUUCUACCUUGUCGCGGAAUUGGCUGCCACCGUGACAGCUUACAAAGUCACGUAUACCUCUUCCGGUCUCACUUUCACACACCUCCAGACGUCUCCCACCAUCCCCCUCUUCAACACCGCCCGCCGCGUCGCGCCCGCGGGAAUUGCCGUUUCGCCGGACAAUCGCUUCCUCAUCAUCUCCAACCGCAACGAUACCUCCUUCACCCUCCCCACUCUCGGCAAGAGCGAUUCCCUCUCCACGUUCUCCCUCGACCCUCAAAGCGGAAAUCUGACUCUGCAUCAACUCUGGCCGGCCGGCGGCAAUUACCCGCGACACUUCGAAUUGAAUGCGGUGGGAGAUCUGGUGGCGGUGGGUCUGCAGAACGAUCAGGCUGUCACGGUGCUGAAGCGGGAUGUGGGGACCGGGUUGGUCGGGGAGCCUGUGGCGAGAUGGCAGACGAGUGGGAAUGUGACUUUUGCCGGGUGGUAUGAGGGUGUUGGAGGGAGGUAG